UUCUGUCAGACUCAGAGGCGAAGCGGUCGCUGAGGCGGCAGGAGCAGCGGCGGCGUCAUGGCGGUGUGCGCCCGUCUGUGCGGAGUGGGCCCGGCCCGAGGCUGCCGUCGGCGGGGCUCCCAGCGGAAAGGGGCGGCCGGAGACAGCAGCGAGGCGGACACGGACCCCGAGGAAGGCAGCGGCGGAGGAGGAGGAGCGCUGGCGGACGAGGAAGAGGACGCUUCAGAGGAACGCAUCGAGGGACCGACGCCGAGCCAGGCCUCUCCGCUGUCCCUCCUGGAGCUUCCCCCGGAGCUCCUGGUCCAGAUCUUCGGCUCUUUGCCCGGCACAGACCUCCCAAACCUGGCCCUGGUCUGCAGCGCCUUCAGACGCCUCCUCAAAACGGACACCAUUUGGAGGCGGAGGUGCCACGAAGAAUAUGGUGUCUGUGAGAACCUGCGGAAGCUGGAGAUCACAGGAGUGUCAUGUCGAGAUGUGUAUGCUAAACGUAUAAACCCACGAGUGAAGUCGGGACGUUUUAUGAAAAUCCUUCCCGACUACGAGCACAUGGAAUACAGAGAUGUUUACACCUGCCUACUCCACCGGUACCGGCACAUCCUGGGGCUUUGGCAACCUGACAUUGGACCAUACGGGGGGCUUUUGAAUGUGGUGGUGGAUGGAUUGUUCAUCAUUGGCUGGAUGUAUUUGCCUCCACAUGACCCUCACGUGGACGACCCCAUGAGAUUCAAGCCCCUCUUCAGGAUUCACUUAAUGGAGAGAAGGAGUGCCACAGUUGAGUGCAUGUAUGGCCACAAGGGACCCCACAGUGGCCAUAUUCAGAUUGUGAAAAAGGAUGAAUUUUCUACUAAGUGUAACCAGACAGAUCACCACCGUAUGUCAGGAGGAAGGCAAGAGGAAUUCCGGACAUGGCUGCGAGAGGAAUGGGGGCGGACUCUGGAAGACAUCUUCCAUGAACACAUGCAAGAACUCAUCUUGAUGAAGUUCAUCUACACUAGUCAAUAUGACAAUUGCUUGACGUACAGGCGCAUCUACCUCCCUCCACGUAGUCCUGAUGAUCUCAUCGAGCCAGGCCUUUUCAAGGGGACAUAUGGGAGCCAUGGUCUCGAAAUUGUCAUGCUCAGCUUUCAUGGGAAAAAAGCCAAAGGAACUAAAAUCACUGGGGACCCCAACAUCCCAGCAGGGCAGCAGACAGUGGAGAUCGACCUGGCACAUCCCAUCCAGCUACCUGAUAUUGAAAACCUGAGUAACUUCAGUGAGCUCUCCCGUAUUGUUCUGGAAGUGCAAGAGCAGGUGCGGCGGGAGCAGCAGCAGGAAGAGGAAAGUGGCCAAGAAGAGAAGGGCCAAAAUGAGGAGCUGCCUCCUGGGAACAGUGAAAAUCCUCCUGGGGCCACUGGAGGGGACGAAGCAGAAGCCCCUGCAGAGGAAGAGGGAGCAGCUGCUCAAGCAGCUUCUCCUUGUCCCUUUGUCUUGCCGGGUGGCAUUGCCUCCAGGAAUGAAGAUUACCCUCGGACCUGCAGAGCGUGCUUCUACGGGACGGGUCUCAUAGCUGGCCACGGCUUCACCAGCCCUGAGCGAACACCCGGCGUCUUUGUCUUGUUUGAUGACGACCGUUUUGGUUUCAUCUGGCUGGAGCUGCAGUCCUUCAGCCUCUACAGUCGGAUCAAGGUCUCCUUCCAGAAUGCAGAGGCUCCAUCUCAAGAGGCUUUUGAUGAAAUGCUGAAGAACAUUCAGUUGCUGACAUCAUGAUAAUGGCUGCCCAAGAGCCAGAGGACGAGAGAUCCAUGUUCCCCAUCUAGGCAGAUGAGGCGCCUGCCCUUGGAGCCUCAGAGCGAGAGACAGCAGCAUGCACUUCUCAAUAAGGCCUUCUUACCAAAAUGUACUCACAUGCUACUUAGCACACUAACCAUAUUUCCCCAGUAUGUAUAGUUUGUAAUAUAGCUCUGUAUAUUUGAAAGGCAGCCUACAGAGACAGCAGCUUAGCAUGCUUGUGGUGGAUUUUUUCUUUUGCCCCCCUCCUCCCCUUCAAGAAGUUGAUGUCUGAUUUGGGGCAAAUGAGUUCAGAUCCUGGCAGGCAGUGUAAAUAGCCAAGUGGCAGUUGUGAGCAUGUGUGUAUUAAACUAAUGAUGGCUUUUGGAUGUUCCUCAGGCAGUUUUGUAGCCUUGGGCUUCUCUUCUAAGCAUGCCCCUCCGGCUUCAGAAUCAUGAUUGCUUUUUAAAAUUGUGAUCUGCAAUUAACUCAUUGUCAGAUUCAGGAGUCCCCCUUUGGGUCUAGGAAGUUUUUCUUUAAGUGUAAAUACAAAAUUAAAAACUGUUGUGCAUUUUGCAGUUGCCAGGCCCUGAAUGUCACUUGAAGGAGACAAGAAUAAUAGAAACAGCAAAGUUCGCACAACAUUGGUGUUUCUCACUUUACAGUUCCACCUGUUGUAUGGGGAAUGGAUUGCACAGAUAGGUCUUUAGAGCAGUUACGCAGAAGGUGCCACAUUUUUAUACUCUCUUUGCCUUUGGGAGCUUCAUAUGGUUUGAGUCAGAAAUUGGAAGCCCUGUGUGACCACUACUGUGGGGUUGUUCUGUGUGGAUGAGUUUUUGGGCUGGAGCGGGGGUACACACUCAUUAAUGUAUUUAUUUUGAUUAUUAAAGGAAGUCCAUUCUGCAACCAA
Messenger RNA from Sceloporus undulatus (fence lizard), 2656 nucleotides. RefSeq names its product F-box protein 31 (gene FBXO31). The transcript has 10 exons. Gene Ontology annotation, molecular function: protein binding. Bases 58 to 1746 code for a protein of 562 amino acids. The record is from RefSeq and is a predicted model, not a curated record. NCBI's taxonomy places the organism in Eukaryota, Metazoa, Chordata, Lepidosauria, Squamata, Phrynosomatidae.